This is a messenger RNA of Parathielavia appendiculata, 3510 nucleotides long. RefSeq lists its product as uncharacterized. The record is from RefSeq and is a predicted model, not a curated record. The coding region runs from base 161 to 3319 and encodes 1052 amino acids. Gene Ontology annotation, biological process: Golgi to plasma membrane transport; exocytosis. Gene Ontology annotation, cellular component: exocyst. Lineage: Eukaryota; Fungi; Ascomycota; Sordariomycetes; Sordariales; Chaetomiaceae. The transcript is spliced from 3 exons.
CGCUUAUUAUUUCUAGGCACCUAAUCCUUGUUGAACCUAGAAACCCCCAGCUGCAGCUUGUAGCCGACUCGCAGAAGGUGCCAACAAAGGGAGAAGCAUCUUGCUUUCAUCGAUUGAACCAUCAAUUUCUGGCGCUAAAACGUCGUACCAACGCCGCAGUAUGGCAGAUCUCGAGCGGACUGUCCUUGAUUUUUACCAGAUCUCGACGAUCAACCCCGUGCAGUGGCCCGCCGAGAAGGACAACGACAGCGAUGUGUCGGAUGAAGAGAUGACCAAGAAGAUGCCCAACAGGAGGAAGUCGAGGUAUCAAGCUCUAGAGAGGGCUGUGAGCACCCGCAGCAGCAUCGUCCCAGGAUCCGAAAUUUCGGGCAGUGGCGUCGGUAAUUUGGUGCAGAGGGACGAGCCAGACCCCCUUGGCACAACAGACAGCGUUGUCCGGACAUUGAAACACAUCGGAGUGCCGCUGCAGGAUGACCUGAGGCUCCGCAACCGCUUCCUCCUCUCGUCAACGACCUUCUCCCCGGCCCUGUUCCUCUCUCAGAUGCAUGCGACGGCCGACACCCAAUCCCUGAUCAAUGGGCUUGAGGUUCUUUCCAAGUCGAUUGAUCAAAAAUCCGCGUCCCUCAAGGUACUCGUGGAAUCCAAUUUCGAGCGCUUCGUCCGCGCCAAGGCGACCAUCGACAAUGUCUACAAGGAGAUGAAAUAUCGCGGUGCCGACCUAACGCCUCCGCGUGCCAGAGGCCACUCUCGUCAUGCUAGCAGGAAUAGCUUUCGAAGUCGAAGUGGCAGCGGGCCCCCGCCCCUGAACCCACAUUCUCCUGCUGCCGAUCCGCGCAAGAAGAAUGCGCUGAUGAAGGAGAGCGAGUACGGCGUCUUGGGAGUGAAGGCGCCGCUGCUAGACGUCUCGGCCAAGGCAGAGGAUGUCUGGGGCCCUGCGCUGGGAGGGAGGGAGAAGGAGGAACACCUCAAGACGGUGGCAUCCGCCCUCGAUCAAUACAAGGAAUAUGUCGAGACGAGCGCGAUAAUAUCGGACAGCAUCAAGCGCAAAGACCAUGAAACCCUGGUCGAAGAGUAUACGAAAGCCAGGAGAUUCGCAGACGAGGCGAAGCUCUUGGCCGAGGAGAUCAAGUCGUCGCAGCCCACCGAUGACCAGCUGUACCGGAUUUUGCUGGCAGCACGGAUGUGGCACGAUGUCGAGGAGCAAAUCCAGGUUCUCAAACGAGACAUCUGGCGAAGACUGAUCUCUCCGCACAAUAUGACCAAGGCGGACGCUCCGGGUCAGCGAGAGGAUGAACAGCACAUGGAGCUGAUUUCGCUUCUCCUAGAGCUUGGGGUUGAGGACAACCCGAUCUGGGUCUGGCUGCUGAGCCGCUACGACUACCUGAAGAGCAAGAUCCAGUCCACUGCUGAGCGGUCAAAGGUGGAAAUUGAGAUUCUGCGUCGCCGCCUGGCCAACGCUGAGAAGCCGAGUCCACAGGCGAUCGCAUCCCAUAUGCGGGCACUUGGAAGACAGGCAAUCGAUAGCAUGGCAAAAACCUUCGACUCCUCCGAUGUCAUCGAACUUUGGGAGAUGAACAUUGCUUUUAUGAGCAAUCUCCUGUCGCCGCAGGGAAUACUGGGCGAGGUCCUGGAGUUCUGGCAAACUGUCCAGGGCUUCAUCGAUGGUAAAACGCAGAGGAGCAUGCCAGUCGGUUACAACGGGGAGUCUAAAAACCACCACCGACUUUCCCAGCAAGGGACAAUAGAUCUCCAGAAGGGCACUGUUGAGUUGGUCGGCCUGAUCCGAGACAACGUUCUCAUGUUCUUUGCCGGCCCUCCGCCAGAGGACAUCUCGCUGCUCUACUCGCCAAUGCCGCCGCAAUCUCCGGGGACGCCAGGUACCUCGGCCUCCGGGUUUCUGACACCAAGAGAUCCCCGCUUCAACUUGGAUCUGAACAACCCGCCACCCCCUUCACCGAAGAGGGGUGAGGCUUGGGAAAAGUUUGCUUUCUGGCCUCCUUGGUCAAAUUCGCUCAGCGGUGUGCAUUUCCUUUCCAAGAUGCUUGCACUCGUAGGGACCGCCGCUUCAGACAUGGCUUCUAUCUCUCCAGUCGGGCAAGGAGAUGCCGCCGAGGUUGAAAGGAUCAAGUCUCUGGUGGGCAUUGCCAGGGAGAGAUGCGUGACCGCGCUUUGUGCAGCAUGGAACAGGGAUGCCGAAAACAUAAAGUAUGUUGAGGACUGGAACCGAUCGCCCGACAGCCGCGACGUGACCAAGAUGCCAGCAAGCUUUGCCGCGUUUGAGGGCGCCUUGCUCGGCGGGAUGCAGAAGAUACUUUACAUCUCUGAAGCCAUGUCAAAACCGGGGGCGGAGGAUAUUGUCCUCCCCCCGCCCACAAAGCUGCUGCAGAUGGUGCGUAGUCAAUACGUAACGACCCUCUACAAGGCCUUGAGCGGGAUGGUGGAGAAUGCCGAGCGGUACCCAAAGAAGACAAACGACGAGUGGACGGUUGAGGUUGACGGCUAUGUCCUGGUCAACAACCUUGCCGUUUCACAGCUCUCGGCGGCUACGCUGGGGGGAGGCACGAUAGAUGCCGGCGACAGAAACGUGCGCAUGCUCCUGACCCUCAGCAAUCUCCAAGCCCUCCGCUCAGCUGUGGUACCAAGUCUCAACACCCAGUUCGAAAAUGCCUUCUCAGUCAAGCUCACCGACGAGACCAAAACGAUCCGCGACGUCCUCAGCCAGAUCGACGCCCGCCUCUUCCAGUCCUACACCCGCCCCUCCAUCGACUCCCUCCGGCGCACCAUCCGCGCCGGCGUGUCGUCGCCAGACUGGAUUCCGCCACUUGGCACCAAGCCGCGCGAAGCGCGGCCCUACGUCUACGAGGCUCUCCUGUCCCUCGUGCUCGUCCACACCCAAGUAUCAACCACGGUCUCGUCGCUCACCACCGAAGUGCUCUCCUACCUUCUCGAGCAGGCGUCGCGUGAGCUGCUCGACGCGUUCAAGACGCGGCCCCGGUACAGCCUUGAGGCGCUGAUGCAGGCGACGCUCGAUGUCGAGUUCGUCGCGCAAACGCUGAGCCACUACACGACGGACCGGGCGUCGGAGCUGCAAAGCGCCAUCUACCAGGAGCUCGACUCGCGCACCGACAAUGACGCGCGCGCCCGCCUGCAGGCCGAGCUGCCCGAGAUGCGCGCCGUGCUGAAGCGGCUCAAGGAGGCGAGCAAGAGCGAGUUUGCCUGCUUCAAGAAGCCCAAGACAAGAGCCGGCCCUGGUGUGGGGAGCGGGCCGGAGAGGAGAGAUACGGGGGAUAGUAGUGUUGGGGGUGACCGGGAGAGGUGAUUAAAUGAUUCGCUUGUCGCACGUAUUUUUCUUCUCUUGAGAAGGCCGUGAAUGUGGGAAAUGUCAGUUCAGCAGGCAUCUGCUUGGUUACUCGUCAGGGAAUGUCGAUGCCGUUUGCUUAGAAGCUAGAGAACAACAUCUAGAAACUGGUAUCCGAAUCUGCAAUGGGGUAUUUCUAACACGAGAGAACC